This is a messenger RNA of Ilex paraguariensis (yerba mate), 1665 nucleotides long. The record is from the annotation of a GenBank genome assembly. NCBI's taxonomy places the organism in Eukaryota, Viridiplantae, Streptophyta, Magnoliopsida, Aquifoliales, Aquifoliaceae.
AAAACACACAAUCCUCACGUUUUCUUCAACCCUCUCUCACCAGAUGAAACCUCUUCUUCUCAUGGGGAUCUAUCACUCUCGAUCUCAUCGAUGCUCAACAACAAUAACCUUCUCUUUAUAGACACUGUCAGAAUUUUGCGAAAACCAAACCCUCGUUCGAAAUCAAAGUGAUGCGAUUCUUCGGAGCUCUACCGAUUGGCCAUGCGACCCUGGUUCUCUGCUAUCGCCCUCUUGACAGAGGACUCGUUGAAGAACAGUCAUCUAAAAGACUUUGCAGCAGCAUCUUUUCAAUCUGAUUGUUGUAGACGUAGAUUCAGCAAUGGCACCCGAUACCCAUGCGCCUAGUUCCAAGGGACUCCUCUGCAACGCUGGUGCUGGUGCCGCCGCUGGAGUGAUAGCAGCUACAUUUGUAUGCCCUCUUGAUGUUAUCAAGACUAGGUUUCAGGUUCAUGGCCUACCAAAGCUCCGUGAUGGUAAUGUUAAAGGUAGUCUGAUAUUUGGGAGUUUAGAACAAAUAUUUCAAAAGGAGGGGUUGCGUGGAAUGUACCGUGGUCUCUCUCCAACCGUGCUAGCAUUACUUCCAAACUGGGCGGUUUAUUUUACAAUUUAUGAGCAGCUCAAAAGUUUUCUUUCCUCUGAUGAUGCAAAUCAUCAACUAUCUAUUGGUGCCAAUAUGAUAGCUGCUUCUGGUGCUGGAGCUGCGACAACCAUUGCCACAAAUCCUCUUUGGGUUGUGAAGACAAGACUUCAAACCCAAGGAAUGAGAACGGUUGUGUUGCCAUACAGGAGUACACUAUCUGCUUUGAGGAGAAUUGCUCAUGAAGAGGGUAUUCGUGGUUUGUACAGUGGGCUUGUGCCAGCACUGGCUGGUAUUAGUCAUGUUGCCAUCCAAUUCCCAACAUAUGAAAAGAUCAAAAGUUACUUGGCCAAUCGAGAUAAUACUACGAUAGAUCGACUCGGUGCACGUGAUGUUGCUGUUGCGUCAUCAGUUUCUAAAAUAUUUGCAUCAACGUUGACGUAUCCACAUGAGGUUGUACGUUCAAGGCUUCAAGAACAAGGGCACCACUCUGAGAAGCGGUACUCUGGUGUGGUUGAUUGCAUUAAGAAAGUCUUUCAGCAAGAGGGCAUCCCUGGUUUUUACCGCGGUUGUGCCACCAAUCUGCUUAGGACCACCCCAGCUGCAGUAAUCACAUUCACUAGUUUCGAGAUGAUACACCGAUUUCUUGUUACUUCAUACCCUCCUGAUCCACACCCUCACACAUUGUGAAACGGAUAAUAUGCUCAACUUGGGGAUCUUGCAUUGAUAAAUCAGUGCACAUUAUUUGCAAGUUAAUUAGGGCUGCUGGCUUUAUUCAGUACAGGAUGAGACAGUUCCCUGAUUGGUUGUGUAUUUUGUUGUUUAUUGGUAGUUUGUAGCAACACUUGAAAGCAAUUGAAGGCUCCAUCAAACGUACUGUAGCCAUGUCUUCCAAGGGAGAGUGAAAAGCUAUGUUAUACUGACAAUGAUAAUGACGAUAAAGUUAAUUGAGAAACCUCUUCGCUAUUUUGUUUUCUCUGGAUUUGGUGAAUAAUAGGAAUUAAUUGAAGAAAUUUUGUUGGGUGUUGAGGGGUUUGAUUGAAACUAUUGGUUUAUUUGCUAUCUGAUAGUUAGUGUUUGGCUCAGUG